This is a messenger RNA of Acanthamoeba castellanii str. Neff, 327 nucleotides long. RefSeq lists its product as uncharacterized. The transcript has 2 exons. The annotation marks the transcript as partial. The record is from RefSeq and is a predicted model, not a curated record. Lineage: Eukaryota; Discosea; Longamoebia; Acanthamoebidae.
AUGGCUUCGUCGCCGCACGUGCUCUCCACAGUAGAAAUCUUUGCCGGACGCGUCGUCCCCCAUGGCUAUUACAAGAUCAUCCAUCGCGAUUCGUGGUAUGGUGAUUCGGCGUUCUACCUUCGCAUCCUGGGGUUCGCCGUCUUCUUUACCUUCCUUCGCCUUGUGGUCGCCCGCUGGGUUGUCAAGCCAUUGGGCAAGCCCCUGAACCUCAAGGCUUCCCAUUAUACCAAACUGGAGGAGGCCAUCAUGCAGGUGGGCUUCUACACUUGGGGAUGGUCCUACAAUGCUGCCUACCUGUUCAAGCAAGAUUGGUUUUGGCACCCCAUG